This is a messenger RNA of Branchiostoma belcheri (Belcher's lancelet), 2186 nucleotides long. Its product is annotated as probable dolichyl pyrophosphate Glc1Man9GlcNAc2 alpha-1,3-glucosyltransferase. Gene Ontology annotation, biological process: protein N-linked glycosylation. Lineage: Eukaryota; Metazoa; Chordata; Leptocardii; Amphioxiformes; Branchiostomatidae. Gene Ontology annotation, molecular function: dolichyl pyrophosphate Glc1Man9GlcNAc2 alpha-1,3-glucosyltransferase activity. The record is from RefSeq and is a predicted model, not a curated record. Bases 81 to 1691 code for a protein of 536 amino acids. The transcript has 13 exons. Gene Ontology annotation, cellular component: endoplasmic reticulum membrane.
AUGGACUUUGACUUGAGGCCUUGAAGCUGAAACUAGUGUGAACUUUGACACAGCUAUCCCACUAAGCCGUUCGAGUCAAGAUGGCGGCGCCCAUGUAUUUCUCCGUUGUUGUUACCGUUACUAUCGUCAAAUUACUCCUCAUCCCCAGCUACCGUUCUACAGACUUUGAGGUGCACAGGAACUGGUUAGCCAUCACACACAGUCGGCCUGUGUCCCAGUGGUACUAUGAGGACACCUCAGAAUGGACCCUAGACUACCCUCCCAUGUUCGCCUGGUUCGAGUUCCUCCUGUCUCGUAUAGCCAAGUUGUUCGACCCUGCCAUGCUGGAGGUCACCAACCUGAACUACGCCAGCUUUGCUACCGUCCUGUUCCAGCGUCUGUCUGUCAUCGUUUCAGACUUUGUGCUGGUGUACGCUGUGUACGAGUGUUGCCAGUGUGUACAGGUGUUAUGUUGUUUCAGGUGUUGCCAGUGUGUACAGCUGGUGGGUAAGAAGAAGUCCCCCCAUCUCCUGUCCCAGCCAAUGUUUGUUCUUGCUGUGCUGCUGCUGUGGAACUUUGGACUGCUCAUUGUGGACCACAUCCAUUUUCAGUACAACGGUUUCCUGACUGGACUCAAGCUGUUGUCAAUUGCCAGGAUUCUGCAGAGGAGACAUCUUGAAGGAGCUUUCUGGUUCUCCUUGCUGCUGAACUUCAAGCACAUCUACCUGUACAUCGCACCUGCAUACUUCAUCUUCCUGUUGAGAUCAUACUGUUUCACAAGGUCAAAUAGAGACGGGCGUGUCCAGUGGACCAGUCUAUCUCUGAUGAACCUGUUUGGCCUGGGGGUGGUUGUACUGGAGGUCUUCGCCAUCUCAUUUGGACCCUUCAUUGCAAUGGGCCAGCUGGGCCAGGUUCUAUCCCGACUGUUCCCCGUGAAGAGAGGACUGGUCCAUGCAUACUGGGCACCCAACUUCUGGGCUCUGUAUAACAUCGCUGACAAGGCUGCUACUGCAGUAGCUGUUCGUGCGAAGCUCCUGUCUGCAGAUGACAUCACAAAGGCCACCAUGACAGGGGGGCUAGUACAGGAGUAUACCCACAAUGCACUGCCCACCAUCACGCCGCUGGUCACGGUCAUCCUCACACUGGCAGCCAUGAUGCCUGCUCUGGUGCACCUGUGGAGACGGCCGUGCACCCCGAGGGACUUCCUCCGCUGCCUUGUCCUCUGUGCUUUCUCCUCCUUCCUCUUCGGGUACCACGUACAUGAGAAGGCCAUCAUCCUCAUCAUCAUUCCUCUCAGCUUGCUGGCAGUAGAGAGUCGACAGGACGGGCAGGUGUUCCUCCUCCUCAGCACCUGCGGACACCUGUCUCUCUUCCCACUCCUCUUCACACAGGCAGAAACCCCCAGUAAAGUGUGCCUGAUGCUGAUGUUCUCACUGUUUGCCUUCAUGUCCUUGGGGGUUCUCCAUAGUUCCAGUAAGAAACGGCCGUACUGUCUCCCGCUGCUGUCCCCACUGGAAACGGCAUACACCGUGGGACUGGUGUUCCUCCAGCUGUACUGCAGCCUGGGCCAUCACACCCUAGGUCUCACCACCCGCCUGCCGUUCCUCCCACUCAUGCUCACAUCAGUCUACUGUGCUGUGGGGGUUAUGUGGUCUUGGCUGAAAUUUUACCUCAUAACUUUGACUGACAUGCAGCAUUUAAAACAGUCUUAGGGUGGUUUAUAUUUCAUUCCCUUGCUUGCAAUAAAUUUUAUUAACAAAAGUUUGUGAGAAUUUGAUUUUGCAGUAAGGAGGCAUUUGCAGUGUUGCAAUGAAACAUUCCGAAAACUACCAAUAGGAGCUCAGGUUUUUUAUCACUAUGAAAACCAGUCCAAUAGGAGCUCAGGAUUCUCUGUCACUAUGGAAACCAGUCAUCACAGCCUCCAACACUAUGGUAACAGACAGUUCUUAGUCUGUCAAAAAUUGGACCAUGUUAGCACAUAAUAUUAUGCACGUAUCAAUAGGAGUAAGAUGUUGCUAAUUCUUCUGAAUUAGAGAUGUUGGCCAUCAAGCUUCUAGGGGCCUGACUAGUAGAAGGGUUGCUAAAAGUGUGAUGAAUUCAGGCUAGUGUAACAAAGGCUGAUAGAAACAAUUUUACAGAUAAGAUGCAUAGAGAUAAUGAUGACUUGUAGCUGAAAAAUGCAGGUACAUUUGAAAGAGGGUGGCCAU